UGCCAAUCGGCACUGGUUCGGCACUUGCUGGGCACGGGUGCGCACCGGUGCCAACCAGUGCCAGUGACCGAUGGCAUGCCAUGCGCACCGGUGCGCACUGGCAGUGCCGCACUGAUUUUUACCAGUGUCGCACUGGAAUUUUUUUUAUAGGGAAUGUUUUUGUUUCAAGAUGAUUAUUAUUCAUCAUUUAUUUCAUUCAUUCGAUAGUCUGUCCACCUGAAUUUCAACUAAAUAAUCUUUACAGUAAUUUUCGAAGAUAUCAGUCUCUUUCUCCGUAAAUGAGUGGUGUUCAUUUAUUCUUUUUCGAUUACGAACCUUGACAACUUUAGAUUUUGUUUCACAUAGUAUUUGGUUACUUAACUUUUCACGUAUUGUACAUUUUCUUAUUUUACUUUCAGACAGUUAUGUCCAAACAUUCUAAAGAGAAGCGUAAAAAAAAACAUCAUCAUCCUCGUAAGAAAAUAGAACGUAAUCGUCGUUCUCGAACUCACUCAUCAUCUUCUCCAUCAUCAGAAUCUCGUUCAUCAUCGCACUCAGCUGAUCAAGAUGAAUAUUAUGAGCAAAGUCGUGAAACAAUACCAACUGGCGGAAAAACCAUGGCACAGAUUGAAAUUGAAAGAGAAAAAAUUCGUUUAGAAAAAAAAAAACAACGUGCAUUGGUAAAAAGUAUAGAAACACCACAAGAAAAACGUUUGAGACGUUUAGCAAAAAAAAUGGAAAAAGAACGAAGGCGAAAAUCAGAAUUAGGUUGGGGUGAAGAACAUAUGGGUAUGAAUAAUACAAAUAAUCCAUUUGGUGAUGAUAAACUAUUAGAAAAUUUUGUUUGGAAAAAGAAAUUGGACCGUCAGGGUUACACAAAUUUACCUGUUGAUCAGUUAAAUAGUAUGACAAGACAAAGAGUGGAAGAAAAUAAAUCUGAACUUGAAAAACUAAAACGUCAACGUUUAGAACGUGAACGUCAAAAAGAAGAAACGGACAAAGAAAAAGAAUUUCUACAACGUUUAAAAGAAGCUGAGUAUUAUCGAGAAUGGGAAAAACAAGAAGACUCGUUUCAUUUUAAUCAAGUUAAACUACGUUCAAAUAUUCGUAUUUCUGAUGGUCGUGCAAAACCUAUUGAUUUAUUAGCACGUUACAUUUCUGAAGAAGAUGAUCAAGAUUUAUCAGUAGAACUGCAUGAACCAUCAACUUAUCUCAAUGGUUUAACUAUUCGUGAUUUAGAAGAUUUAUUGGCUGAUAUACGAGUCUAUACUGAAUUAGAAACUCAAUCACAACGACAUUAUGAUAAACAAUAUUGGUUUGAUAUUACGUUGAUUACAGAAGAUGAAUUACAAAAAUUAAAAAAAUUACAAAAUUUGCAAAAUGAUGUUGGUGAUCGACGAGAAGGAAUUAAUCAGGCUGUAUUGACUGAUGUGAAUCAAACAUUUAAAAAUAAAACUCAUCAACAAUUAGAACAGUUAGAACAACGAAUAAAAACAAAAAUAGAAACAGAAAAACAAAUUGAUAUUGGCUAUUGGGAAUCGUUAUUAGCUCAAUUGCAAGCACAUAUGGCACAUGCACGAUUAAAAGAUCGACAUCAGUUAAAUUUACGUAAAAAAUUACAACAAAUUAAAGAAGAACAAGGCAUAUUCGCUGUUCCACAACAACCUCCAUCAAAACCUCUAUUUCCUUCAGUCGUAGUUGAAUCCGUGCGAUUAAAACGAGAGCAAGAAGAUGAUGAUGAGAAAGAUGAGAAAGAACGAAUGGAUACAGAUUAUCAGCAACAAGAUGAUGACAAAGAAACAAUAUGUAUCAACGAUUAUGAGCUGGGAAACUAUAGUCCGCAAUUGUUGACACAAGCUGAUUUAGAUCUUGAACAAUAUAUUGAUGAUGAAAUGGUCGAUAAAGAUAAAUUAGAACGACAACGACAAGAAGUUAGAAAAACAGGAGCUAUUAAACCUGACGUUGAAGAUGCAUUUGAAAAAUUUGCUCGUGAUAUGGGAAGUUUAACGAAUGAUGAUACCUCGAUUAAUGGUGUGGUACCAUUAGAUAUUCAGUAUCUAUGGUCAGAUAAAUAUCGGCCAAGAAAGCCAAGAUUUUUCAAUAAAGUUCAUACUGGUUAUGACUGGAAUCAAUAUAAUAAAAAACAUUAUGAUACUGACAAUCCGCCACCAAAAACUGUUCAAGGUUACAAAUUCAAUAUAUUUUAUCCUGAUCUUAUUGAUAAAGCGCAAACCCCAUCCUAUGAUCUAGUAAGUAAAACAGUAUGUGAGGAUAAUCGCGAAUUUGCUAUUCUAAAAUUUCAUGCUGGACCACCGUAUGAGGAUAUUGCCUUUAAAAUUGUUAGUAAAGAAUGGGAUUAUUCAUAUAAACAUGGUUUUCGUUGUCAGUUUCAAAAUGAACAUGAACGCCAAAAAGAAGAAACGGACAAAGAAAAAGAAUUUCUACAACGUUUAAAAGAAGCUGAGUAUUAUCGAGAAUGGGAAAAACAAGAAGACUCGUUUCAUUUUAAUCAAGUUAAACUACGUUCAAAUAUUCGUAUUUCUGAUGGUCGUGCAAAACCUAUUGAUUUAUUAGCACGUUACAUUUCUGAAGAAGAUGAUCAAGAUUUAUCAGUAGAACUGCAUGAACCAUCAACUUAUCUCAAUGGUUUAACUAUUCGUCAAAUAGAAUACAAUUAA
Molecule: messenger RNA, 2657 nt
Organism: Didymodactylos carnosus
Lineage: Eukaryota; Metazoa; Rotifera; Eurotatoria; Philodinida; Philodinidae
Source: the annotation of a GenBank genome assembly